CCCUUUCUAUAAAGCAGAUCAAAACCCCCAACGUCGUAGACGAUUGGAAACUAGUAAGGAGGAGAACCCAUUUCUUUCUUCUAUAGAUUGAUAAAAUUUUGAAAAAUUUAUUUCAUUGCUAGAGAGAGAAACAGAACAAUCAAUCAAAGAAAGAGAAAAGCCCAUAUUGAUUCGUAUUCUUAUUCAACAAUGGCGGCUUCGAAAAGCUACUUUAGCAGAGCAGCAAACUACCGAUUCUUAGAUGCUCCGUCGGGAAUAAGUUCCGACGGGAUGUUCGAGCUCGAUGAGUCCGAUGUCUGGAGUACUGGACGCGCCGCUGCGUCGCCUGAGUAUCGUAAACCGGCGGUGGGUUCACGUACACCGUCAUCGUCGAGAAAAAGCUCUUCAUCGGCUGCGAAGGUGGUUGUUGGUGGGACGGCUGCGUCGUUGCCGGUGAACGUGCCGGACUGGUCGAAGAUACUGAAAGAUGAGUAUCGGGAGAAUAGGAGGAGAGAUAGUGAAGAUGAUGAUUUCGACGGCGAGGAUGGGGAGGACGUCGGUGGGAAACGGAUUCCGCCGCACGAGUUUUUGGCUAGACAGUUGGCGAGAACGAGAAUCGCAUCGUUCUCUGUGCACGAAGGAAUUGGGAGGACUUUGAAAGGGAGAGAUCUUAGUAGGGUUAGAAAUGCAAUUUGGGAAAAAACUGGGUUCGAGGAUUGAUUUUAGUACUUCAUUUUUGUUUUUCCACCCCUCUUUCUCUGAUUAUUUCGUACUUCAUUUUUAUGGGAGUACUCUCUCUCUCUCUCUUCUUCUUUUUUUUGGUUUUUUUGUUUUUUGUUUUCCUUUUUGGGGUUUUGCCGGUCUCGUAUUAUAUCGAUGAUUGGGUACUGCCGUAGUGGUAUUAGUAUUUGAUGAGAAAUCGGAUUACCGGUGAAUGUAACUCUUUAACUACUUGAGAGAUUAAUCAAGAAAUGUGGAUUUUGUUCCACUAAUUUCCAGUUUCA
This is a messenger RNA of Coffea eugenioides, 983 nucleotides long. RefSeq lists its product as uncharacterized. The record is from RefSeq and is a predicted model, not a curated record. Bases 190 to 699 code for a protein of 169 amino acids. NCBI's taxonomy places the organism in Eukaryota, Viridiplantae, Streptophyta, Magnoliopsida, Gentianales, Rubiaceae. The transcript has a single exon.